UCUCAUUACAUAUCGUUUUCUACUAUGUCUCUUCCUACCUCUCUCAUGUUUCUUUCCGCCCAUCUCAAAAAAGGCAUUGCUUUUGACGAUUUGAGCGGUUUUCUCAAGUGGGUUUGAAAUUUCCGCUGUCUCUUUUUUGGUUAUGGUAUGAUUGCACGUGGUUUUGGAUUGGUUCCUGAUACUGAAGGAAGAUCUAUUUGAAGAUCUUCUGUUUUAUUUCAUUGUUGUAGGGCCUGUGAUAAGGUUUGUAAAAAGACAUCGCUGACAAGUGAUUAGUUUUGGAUUUUUCGGGGUUAAGUUCGAGCAAUUUUGGCAGAGAUUAAGCACCAUGUUGUGCGCUUGCUCGGGAGAGCGGUUCAAGUUCGAGGAGGCACCUCAGUCGCCAGAAUCUCUAGCGACAAGGGAUUUUUCCGCCAGCGGCCUCUCAUCGAGAACUGGGGAUUGGGAUUCGAAGUUUGAUGAUUGCCAAGUCGAUGAUGUAGAAUCUACUCUAAAAGAAGCUCUCUCUCUAAACUAUGAGGAAGCCAGAGCGUUGUUGGGUCGGCUAGAAUAUCAGAGGGGGAACUUUGAUGCCGCGCUUCAGGUAUUUCAAGGAAUCGAAAUCCGCAGUUUGACACCGAGGAUGACGAAGGCCAUUGCUGAAAGAACUCGCCAAAGGAAAGGGCGUUACAGAGGCGAGAGCUUGCCGGCACCUGCAAUGUCGAUGCAUUCGGUGAGCCUACUUCUGGAGGCAAUGUUACUUAAAGCUAAGUCAUUGGAGGAGCUUGGGCUAGCUAAAGAUGCUGCAAGAGAGUGUAAAAUUAUUCUGGACACGGUUGAAUCUGCAUUACCUAAUGGGAUGCCAAACAGUAUUGGUGAGGACUGCAAGAUGCAAGAGAUGUUUCACAGGGCGUUGGAGCUGCUUCCUGAGUUGUGGAAACAAGCUGGAUUCCUCGAUGAAGCCAUUAUUGCAUACAGGCGUGCCCUUAUCAAGCCAUGGAACUUAGAUGCUCAAAGGCUGUCUAGAAUUCAGAAAGAUUUAGCUGCACUGCUACUAUAUGGUGGUGUCGAAGCCACUUUCCCGCCUCAGUUGCAAGUGUGGGGCACAGGCUCCCCCAAGAGUAAUAUAGAGGAAGCGAUUCUAUUGUUGUUUAUCCUAAUGAGGAAGGUGGCUUUUCGGGAAAUAGCUUGGGAUUCUGAAAUCAUGGAUCAUCUAACCUUUGCAUUGUCAGUAUCCGGGCAAUUCAUAGUCUUGGCCGAUCAUAUCGAGCAGGUGGUGCCCGGUGUCUAUACCAGAGUAGAGAGAUGGUAUCUUCUCGCUCUAUGUUACAGCGCUGCGGGUCGAAAUGAUGCUGCCUUGAAUAUUUUAAGGAAGGUACUUAGUCAUUCGAAGACAAAAAACAAACACCAUCUUCCAUCGCUUUUAUUGGGGGCAAAGUUGUCUUCUCAAAAUCCAAAACAUGCCCACGAAGGGGUUGAUUUCGCUCGGCAAGCGAUCAAGUUCAUUGACUGUCGAAGAGACCCACAUCUCAUAGGUGUUGCGCAUCACUUGCUUGGUGUUUGUUAUGGUAAUUGUGCUAGAGUUUCCAUCUCAGACUCUGAAAGGCUCCACUUUCAGAAAGAGUCUCUAGUAGUGCUGCACCAUGCCACCAUAAUCGAGAAAGACAACCCAGAAAUCAUACUGAGCCUAGCUGUGGAGAAUGCCGUGCAACGGAAUGUGAAUGCAGCUUUAGAUAAUGCAAGAACAUACUCAAACAUGGUGGCUGGAAGCUCGGCAAGGUGUUGGAAGCUAUUAGCCCAAAUGAUGUCCACAGAGCAGCACUUCGAAGAUGCCAAAACCGUUGUUGAUAUUGCUUUAGAUGAGACUGGAAGAAAGGACCAAUUAGAAAUUUUGAGGUUGAAAGCUCUGCUUGAAGUUGCUCAGGAACAGCCCAAGCGGGCAAUAGAGACCUAUAGACUAUUGCUUUCUCUGGUUCAAGCACAAAGGGACCAAAACGGGAAUUCUGAUCAUGAGGCAGAAGCCGCUAAGAAAUUAGAAAUGGAAGCAUGGGAGGAUUUGGCAAAGAUUUACACGAAACUCGGAUCAUGGCCUGAUGCAAAAGUCUGUUUGGAUAAAGCCAAGGCGAUUGGAUUUCAUUCUCCUAACAAUUGGCAUGCAACAGGCAUGUUAUUGGAAGCCCAAUCAUUAGACAACGAAGCCCUUGAGGCCUUCUCAACUGCACUUUCAAUCGAACCAGACCACGUUCCUAGCAUGGUUUCAACAGCGGUGAUACUAAGGAAAUUUGGAGGGAGUUCACUGCCGAUUGCUAGAAGCUUUGUAAUGAACGCUCUACGAUUAGAACCCAUGAAUCACAAUGCAUGGUUGGAGCUUGGGUAUGUGUCCAAGAUGGAAGGCUCGCUACAACAAGCCGUUGAUUGCUUCCAAGCAGCAUUUGAGCUCAAACAAUCAUCGCCUGUACAGGAUUUUGUGUGAACUCACCUCCCAAUUCAUUGCAUUGGUGAGAACUUGAGUUCUUCAUGAGUUCAAUUGUCAUGCGAUAACUUAUAAAAUCCAUGCAGCUGUAGAGCCACUAAACCGAAGACAAAGGGCUACAAGAUAUGUACCUGAUCGCUGCAUCAUUUUUCGCAGAGAGCGGGCCCCACAAAUUUCCCAAGUUAAAUUCAGGAUGUAUAUAAGUUGUUUGUGUUACUGAGGCCAUCUGACUGAAAUGCAAGAGGGGGGACUUGGAAUGGAACUGAAUCUUGGGUUUGGUGGUUUUGUCCAACCUCUUUUAAGUACA
This is a messenger RNA of Magnolia sinica, 2759 nucleotides long. Its product is annotated as protein NPGR1. The record is from RefSeq and is a predicted model, not a curated record. Gene Ontology annotation, molecular function: protein binding. Lineage: Eukaryota; Viridiplantae; Streptophyta; Magnoliopsida; Magnoliales; Magnoliaceae. The transcript has 6 exons. The coding region runs from base 329 to 2452 and encodes 707 amino acids.